AAUUACCAUCGUUGCUUUUUAAGUCCACUGUGUUCCUUUUUUGCUUUGAUCAUCUUCAUAUACUUUUAAUCUUUUCCUUUUCGGUUUUGGAUAACUGUAUCAAUCUUUAAUGGCUAAUGACAAUAGAAAAGUCUAUUUAGAGUUCUCAAAGCUUGGAAGUGCACAUAGUUUCAAGGCCUAGUUUCAGGAAAAAGACAGUUUUGGAUACCUAAUAAUGUGUUAUUUUUUUCACUGAACUUUCCCCUCAUUGCUUUGCUGGUACCAUUGGUGGGUCAUGUUUGUUUUUUAGGCUGAAGUUAUCAGUAAAGUUUGUUCCUUUAAGCUAUACCCAUGAUUUGCUUCAGGGUGUUGUUUCAGUUUAUGCUGCUUUUAUUUUUCACUCUUUGAUGGUGGGCUGAGAGAUGAAGGAUCUUGAAGAUUGAGUUCAUCAAACUUCUUUGGAGUACAAUGGGGUUGAAAUUCACUCUUCUGCUGUUGAAGAUUUGCCUGACUGUCGGUGCUUUGUCCAUUGACAGAACUUCAGAAAUUCAAAAAAUACCACCUAAUUACCCUACCAAGCCAGGCCAACCCCCAUGGAUGCAACCAGACCCGGUAUCUUCUCUGACAAGAACUCCUACCAGCUUUGGCAGGACAAAGCAUGAAUAUCUGGCUGCUCCUCCUGUUGAGAAAGCAUCCCACAUUUCAUCAUCCAUGCAUCACUUACCAACUAAAGUUUACCGUCCACACCAUUUCUGGAAGCCUUCAAGCAUCGCAGUUGUGCCUUCUGCAUCAUCUUCUGGAGCCACUGCAAAGAAAUGGGUGCAUGGUCCUGCAUCUUCACCUUCGAUGUCUUUUCAUAAAUAUCAUCACCAAGCUGGGAAAAGUUUCAGAAACUCCACUCUUGAACCUUCUCAUGCAAUUCAUCCACCCACUUACAGCCAGCAAGGUCCUUCAGUUUCAGUUUCUCUCUCCCCUCACUCCAUGCCAAGCCAGGUUUCACCUGCACCCUUGCUUGCACCAUCACCAAAAAGACACUUCAAAUUUCCAGUUCUUCGACCAGCCAUUUCUCCUACAUAUUCUUCUCUAAAGAAGAUGAAGACUCCACCACCCUUUUCAGUUAUGGUACUACCACCUCCACCUCCUAAUGCAGAUUGUGCUUCGGUAACCUGCACAGAGCCACUAACAUACACACCUCCUGGGGCACCUUGUGCUUGUGUGUGGCCAAUCCAAGUAAAGCUCCACCUUGGCAUUGCAAUAUACACAUUCUUUCCAUUGGUUUCGGAACUGGCUCAGGAAAUUGCAGCUAGUGUGCAACUGAACCACAGCCAAGUUCGUAUUAUGGGGGCAAGCAGUCAGGAGCUAGAGAAAAGUACUGUCCUGAUCAAUCUGGUGCCAUGGGAAGUGAAGUUUAAUUACACUACUGCACUUUUAAUCUACAAGAAAUUUUGGAACAGACAGGUGUAUGUAAAGACUUCUCUUUUUGGUCCCUAUAAAGUGGUAUAUGUUCAAUAUCCAGGUCUUCCACCCUCUCCACCUUCAGCGGCUUCCAGCACUUCCUCCAUAGAUGAUGGGCCCUAUGCUGGUCAAGACAACAAUGGGCAAGCUUUGAAACCAUUAGGAGUUGCUGUACCACAGAGGAAGAGGAAUGGGCUCCGAGGAAGCAUGAUUACUCUAAUUGUUAUAUCAUCUUUCACAGCCUUUGUUCUAUGCUUGGGGAUUAUUUGGUUUCUCAUGCUAAAAUGUGGCAUUUGUGUUCGAGAACCAGAACAAAAACCACAUUCCUUAACAUCCUUCCCAGCAAAACCAUUAGGGGUGGCUGGGCCCAUGUUGCAAGGGAGCAUUUCCAGUUCUGCUUCAAUGUCAGUUAGUUCUGAUGCAUUGACAUAUACAGGAUCUGCAAAGAAUUUCACUUUGAAUGACAUAGAGAAAGCUACCAAUAGCUUUGAUGCUUCAAGAGUAAUAGGGGAAGGAGGUUUUGGUAUUGUCUACAGGGGCAUUUUAGAAGAUGGAACCAAGGUAGCUGUGAAAGUUCUUAAGAGAGAGGAUCAACGAGGAGGUCGAGAAUUCUUAGCAGAGGUUGAGAUGCUUAGCCGUCUGCAUCACAGAAAUUUGGUUAAACUGAUUGGUAUUUGCACUGAGGACCAAGCACGCUGCCUGGUCUAUGAGCUUGUUCCAAAUGGAAGCCUUGAAUCCCACUUACAUGGAGUUGACAAGGAGACUGAUCCCCUUGAUUGGGGUGCUCGGAUGAAAAUUGCCCUUGGUGCAGCAAGGGGCUUAGCUUACUUGCAUGAAGAUUCCAGCCCCCGAGUUAUUCACAGAGAUUUUAAGGCCAGCAACAUCUUGCUGGAGCAUGAUUUUACCCCUAAAGUUUCAGAUUUUGGAUUGGCUAGAACAGCAUUGGAUGAGGGAAACAAAUGCAUCUCCACCCAUGUUAUGGGGACAUUCGGUUACUUAGCUCCAGAAUAUGCAAUGACUGGUCAUCUGCUUGUGAAAAGUGAUGUUUAUAGCUAUGGUGUGGUUCUCCUUGAGCUCUUAACAGGAAGGAAGCCUGUGGACUUGUCCCAACCACCAGGCCAGGAAAAUCUGGUUGCGUGGGCACGUCCACUCCUCACAAACAAGGAGGGUCUGGAAACAGUUAUUGAUGCAGCUAUAAAAUCGAACCUCUCAUUUGACAGCAUUACCAAGGUAGCAGCAAUUGCAUCAAUGUGUGUCCAGCCAGAGGUAACUCACCGCCCUUUCAUGGGAGAAGUAGUUCAGGCAUUGAAGCUGGUAUGCAAUGAAUUUGAGGAAACAAAAGAGAUAGCAGCAUCAAGAGGUUGCAGCCAGGAAAGCUUUUCCACCAGCAAAUGCAGUAAGGUUGGUGAGUCUGUGGAAGCUUCAGAAGCUUGUUAUCAAAUACCUGCCUAUAAUUUUAGUCAUGAAAGCAAUGUAGCUUUACCCGCAUCGGCUUCUUUGAGUAUUCCGGCUGAGGUUGAGGAGGAGGAUUCUGGGUCUUCAAGGAGGAAUAGUUCAGGGCCACAGGGAACAGGAAGAAGGAGGCAGUUCUGGCAGAGAAUAAGAAGCUUAUCUAGAGGUAGCAAGGGUGAGCAAGAAUUUUCUGAUAAAUUAUGUCCGGAAUCCAUUUAAAAUUUUUGCCUAAAUUCUACUCUUAAAAAAAAAAAAAAAUUUCUUCCAAAUGAUAUCAUGCAGAGUGCAGAGUUGUAUUUUGAGUCUAUGUAGCUUGGGAAAACCUCUGAAAAUUGUUUCUUGAGAUCAUUCACUUAUCUUCCCACAUAUAUGAUGGAAGAAUAAGAAAAAUUCGGAGUUUAA
Messenger RNA from Rubroshorea leprosula, 3288 nucleotides. The record is from the annotation of a GenBank genome assembly. Lineage: Eukaryota; Viridiplantae; Streptophyta; Magnoliopsida; Malvales; Dipterocarpaceae.